Messenger RNA from Phyllostomus discolor (pale spear-nosed bat), 1864 nucleotides. Its product is annotated as gap junction gamma-3 protein-like. The coding region runs from base 493 to 1182 and encodes 229 amino acids. Gene Ontology annotation, cellular component: connexin complex. NCBI's taxonomy places the organism in Eukaryota, Metazoa, Chordata, Mammalia, Chiroptera, Phyllostomidae. The record is from RefSeq and is a predicted model, not a curated record. The transcript has a single exon. Gene Ontology annotation, biological process: cell communication.
CUUCCAAAUUUUUCAUUUUUUAAUAAAAAAAACCUUCUCAGACUUAUGCUUUUCCGAAAUUCCAUGCCAGCUAACACUCUUUAAGGACAUUGUGACAUUUUGAAAGGACCAUAUUUCUUUUCUCUUGACCAUCCUUGAAUGGGGACAGAUAUCCCAAGAGAUUGCUGACCACGAAGGUGUGCUUCCUCCCACUGCCUGUCCUGACAGGUAACCCCUCAAAGGGAUGUGAUUGCAAGGCCAUAGAUUAACAGGAGAUGCCUCAUAGAUGCUUACCAAGUAGAGAAUCUUAGAUUUCUUGCACAAGCUAGAGUCAGAUCAAUUUUUUAGUUCUUGCUCAGUCACUGUAGGGCAUGAAACACCCUGCUUCACCAGAACACCAGAGGGAGAACAGGGCUCUUGACUGAAUUUAAGCAAAAUAAUCCCCAGAAGCCCUGGGACCCCCCUUAGGUUACAAUCAGUCAUAAUAACCUGUCUUCAGUGUUCCACAGCAGGAUGCAUGGCAGGUUCCUGAGGCGGCUGGUGGCUGAGGAGAGCUGGCACUCCACCCCAGUGGGGCGCCUCCUUCUUCCCAUGCUCCUGGGGUUCCGCCUUGUGCUGCUGGCUGCCAGUGGGACCGGGGUCUAUGGCGAUGAGCAGAGCGAAUUCGUGUGUCACACCCAGCAGCCAGGCUGCAAGGCUGCCUGCUACGAUGCCUUCCACCCCCUCUCCCCACUGCGCUUCUGGGCCUUCCAGGUCAUCUUGGUGGCUGUGCCCAGUGCCCUCUACAUGGGUUUCACCGUGUAUCAUGGCAUCUGGCAUUGGGAAGACUCGGGAAAGGUGAAGAAGGAAGAGGAGACCCUGACCCAACAAGGACAGGACAGCACAGAUGCCUCAGGGGCUGAAAGGCCCAGGCUGCUCUGGGCCUAUGUGGCACAGCUGGGGGUGCGACUGGUCCUUGAGGGGGCAGCCUUGGGGGGGCAGUACCAUCUGUAUGGGUUCAAGAUGCCCAGCUCCUUCGCAUGUCGUCGAGAGCCUUGCCUUGGCAGUAUAACCUGUAAUCUGUCCCGCCCCACUGAGAAGACCAUUUUCCUAAAGACCAUGUUUGGGGUCAGUGGGCUCUGUCUCUUCUUUACUCUUUUGGAGCUUGUGCUUUUGGGCCUGGGGAGAUGGUGUGAGCCCCUGGGGACUUUUUCUUCUUCCUGACACACACCUGCCCUGGACAGCACAAGGAUGCUCCAGUGAUACUCUGUCUCAUCUGCUUGACCAGCCUUAUUCUUUCCAAAACACCAUGUGCCCCCACAGUCCAGUUAAUAGUGGUGACAUCUGAUGACCUGGCCCAGCAGUGAAUAUAGCCAAGUAUAUGGACCCCUCCACUACAUGACCAAACCAAUUAUCUUCCUAAAAAUCCAGACUUGGGAUCAAUAGUGCCUGCAGUCUGUGCCAGGGGCAUGAACAGAAAAAGGAGGAAAUCUGGGUGUGCUUGGUGUACGUUAGCCUGAUGUACAAGUGGAGGGAAUGGCUUUUGAGCCUACAAGGAGAAAAUGGAAUCAGUAAGAAAUGAGAGAUAGAUCACACAGACCCAGACAGAGAUGAGAGACAGCGGGCAGGGAGAGUGGUGAGGGUGUUGUCUGAGUUGCUGAUGGCUUUCCAGUUUCUGUUCUACUUCUUUGAACAGGACUGGAACUGGGCCUGGGGAGCCAGGCUGACAGUGUCCCUGCCCCAAUCCACUGUUUCCCAAUCUAGGGGUAUGGGACAUUUGGAUGAGAACACUGGGAUUGACAGAACCCCACUAGAAUGUGGCUAAACAUCAGCUUAACUGGAAAAUAAAGAUUCCGGGAAAAUCUGGCCUGUGUCCAGGGGGCUGCUGCACAGGAAAUCGGGUGGA